Messenger RNA from Daucus carota subsp. sativus, 1740 nucleotides. RefSeq names its product arogenate dehydratase/prephenate dehydratase 1, chloroplastic. Lineage: Eukaryota; Viridiplantae; Streptophyta; Magnoliopsida; Apiales; Apiaceae. Gene Ontology annotation, biological process: L-phenylalanine biosynthetic process. The transcript is spliced from 11 exons. Bases 252 to 1436 code for a protein of 394 amino acids. Gene Ontology annotation, molecular function: arogenate dehydratase activity; prephenate dehydratase activity. Gene Ontology annotation, cellular component: cytoplasm; chloroplast. The record is from RefSeq and is a predicted model, not a curated record.
ACACGAAAGAAAACCGAGAGUAGUCGCGCACACAUAACAAACUAGUCAUCUCUCUCCCCUAUAAAUCUCUCUCCCCAUCUCUCUCGAACAAGUCUCUCUCCAUCAUUACCCGCCGUCUCACUACACCUCUCUUUCAACGCUCCGCUUACCUACCCUCCUCUCCCAUUUCUCUCCAAUGUACACUUUGAAUCCUCCUCGAAACUCACUAAUUCUCUAGAGAAACACACAGAUUUUUAUAGAACGCCAAGAAAAUGUCUUUGAAGACUGUUCCCAUCUGGGUUUGUGCCAAUCAUUCCCCCCAGCAUUCUUUCUCUCAAUUGGGUGGCGUUUCUGAUUUGGUUGGGGCUAAACGGUGUCGUUUUGUUGGGUAUGCAAGAAUGGAGUGUUUUAGUGCCUUGUCAGCUCAAAGAGCCAAGACCCCUGUUGAAGAUGACAAGCCAUUGACUAAACCCCUCGACUCAAUUGAUGUCUCUCAGCUUUCGCAAUCUGUUGGCUUUCACAAGGACUUGAAUUCUCUUCCUAAACCACUCACUGCAACAGAUCUCACCUCUUCUCCUAAUGACGGUUCAAAAGUGCGGGUUGCAUAUCAAGGGGUGCCAGGUGCAUAUAGCGAGGCUGCUGCACUUAAAGCAUAUCCAAAGUGCGAGACUGUCCCGUGUGACCAGUUUGAAGCUGCAUUCAAGGCAGUUGAGCUUUGGUUAGUGGACAAAGCAGUGCUCCCUAUUGAGAAUUCUGUAGGUGGAAGCAUUCAUCGAAAUUAUGACUUGCUCCUUCGGCAUAGGCUACACAUAGUCGGGGAAGUGCAAUUAGUUGUUAACCAUUGUCUGUUAGGCUUGCCCGGGGUCAGGAAGGAGGAUCUAAAGCGUGUUCUAAGCCACCCUCAGGCGUUGGAUCAAUGCGAGAUGACAUUAAACAAAUUGGGUGUUGUCAGAGUCAGUUAUGAUGAUACCGCUGGUGCUGCUCAGGUUAUAGCUGCUGAUGGCAUACGAGAUACUGGAGCUGUUGCAAGUUCCCGAGCGGCAGAAAUAUAUGGGCUUGAUAUUCUUGCCGAAAGAAUGCAGGAUCAGUCUGAUAAUAUUACUCGUUUCCUGAUACUUGCCAGGGAACCUAUUAUCCCAGGAACUGAGAAACCCCACAAGACAAGCAUCGUCUUCACUCUUGAAGAAGGCCCUGGGAUAUUAUUCAAAGCCUUGGCAGUGUUUGCGCUAAGAGAAAUUAAUUUAUCAAAGAUCGAAAGUCGCCCCCAGAGAAAGCGUCCGCUACGAGUUGUGGAUGACAGUAACAAGGGGAGUGCCAAGUACUUUGACUAUCUCUUUUACAUCGACUUUGAAGCUUCUAUGGCGGAGCCUCGUGCUCAAUAUGCUUUGGGACAUCUGCAGGAGUUUGCGAAGUUUAUCCGGGUCCUUGGUUGCUAUCCAAUAGAUACAAUUCUAUAAAUGACUAAAUUACCGCAAUUCUUUCCCAAACUGCAAGAAAAGGUUGUAUGUAGUGUACAUUAGAUCCUCUGCUUCGUACAGCAAAUUACUGAAAGAUCUUGUCUUGGAUUUGGUGAAACCUCCGCAAUGUAGGGAUUUCUGCUUGCUGGAUUAUCUGGUUUUUGGGCCAUAUUCUUUUCGCCUUCAUUAUGGAGGUGCAUCUGUACUACAGAAGUUAGCAUAAACUGAGAACCAACAACUCUCGAGUCUAGUCCCUGUUUUAGAUUCGUAAUACAAUUCAUAAAAUGAUAUAUUCCCAAAGUUA